Penicillium verhagenii is the source of this 1050-nucleotide messenger RNA. Its product is annotated as Fructosamine/Ketosamine-3-kinase. The transcript is spliced from 2 exons. The coding region runs from base 1 to 1050 and encodes 349 amino acids. Lineage: Eukaryota; Fungi; Ascomycota; Eurotiomycetes; Eurotiales; Aspergillaceae. The record is from RefSeq and is a predicted model, not a curated record.
AUGACCGAAGGUGCAAACUCGCCAACCUCUCAGCUGGACCCAGCUGUACUUGAUGGUAUUAUCCCAAAGAGUGAACGGGUCAUCAGCAUUGAAAAACAUGACACUUCAAGCUGGGCUGUGGUGGCUCGAAUUAACGUCAAAACAACGGAUGACUCUCCUCGGGCCUACUUCCUCAAGGUGUGUUACCAUUUUGUCACGCUCAAUUUGGAAGUCAGAGGUGAUUCUGAAAUUUUUCUGCAUCAGGUUUUGGCGACGGGUGAUGCCGCCGAGCGUGUUCUCGGCGAGUAUGUAGCCAUGAACGAGAUCUACCAAACCCUUCCCGACUUCGCGCCUAAGCCCCGCGGCUAUGGAAAGUGUCAGAACCAGGAGGCCCACUUCUUCAUUUGUGAUUUUCUAACAAUUUCCCACAAUCUCCCGGAUCCCGUUCACCUGGGUAAGAAAUUGGCGGAGCUGCAUCACAAGAGCCAGUCCCCGACUGGAAAGUUUGGUUUCCAUUGCACCACUUUUGAUGGAAAGCUUCCACUAAACACAACCUGGGACAGCAAUUGGACUUCGUUCUUCACAAAGCUGAUGAGGGACGUUUACCAGCUGGAUGUGGAAAUCAAUGGUUUCUGGAAGGAGCUGGAUGAUGCGAUGCAAAUCACCCUAGAAAGGCUGAUCCCACGGCUCCUCCACCCUUUCACUGCUGAUGGCCGCUCCAUAAAGCCUUGCCUAAUUCAUGGUGACCUGUGGGAGUCCAACAUAGGAACAGAGCCAACUACAGGAGAGAUUUACAUUUACGACGCUUGUGCGUAUUACGCCCACCAUGAGAAGGAAGUCGGUAUAUGGCGAUGCGAACAUCACCUUAUGAAGAACGAGGUUUAUCGCAAGGAAUACUUCCGCAACUACGAGCCCAGCGAGCCGAUCGAGGAGGCCGACGACAGAAACCGCCUUUACUCUGUUGAAACACUGCUCAUAAACUCGGCCCAUUUCCCAGGCUCUCAGACUAGGCAGCGGGCGGUGGAUGAAUUGCUAUAUCUUAUUAACAGGUUCCCUGGCGACAGUCUCUGA